CUUCAGAUGAAUGCGCAAAAGCAGAAAGGCCAAGCUUUAAAUGCAGCAUCUGCCCAGAAGGCUAUUGACAUCUUGAAGGCCCAUCCAGACUUGAUACAUGCAUUCCAAGCAGCAGCAGCAGCUGGGGGGUCUGGAAGUUCAAACGCAAAUGUAAGCAAGUCUAUCAAUGCGGCUAUCGUGGGUGAGAGUGUUCCUAGAGGUAGAGGGUUUGAUGAAAGAGCUGCUCGUGCAGCAGCAGAAGUUAGGAAGAAAGCAGCAGCUAGGGGCCUUCUAGUUCGGCCCCAUGGAGUUCCGGAAACUGAUGGAGCAAAGAAAGAAAACAAUGGCGAAGCUUCAGAUGGCCCAACAGCUGAUGCCAAACAGAAGCAACCAAUAUCCGGACAAGCAGAUCAGGCUCCAGUCGGGUUAGGUGCUGGUUUAACAUCAUUAGAUGCCAAGAAACAGAAAGCGAAAGCCAAAGUUGGGGCUUGAGAUUAUUGAAAAAAGGAUCAAGAGGUCUCUUUGAAGUUUUGCAAGAGUAGGAAUAUUUGUAUGUGAAUUCUGAAAGUAGCCUAGUACUUAAUCAGCCAUGAUGGCAGCCAUCUGCAUUAUUCUUGAAAGAGGAGUUUCAGAUGUGCAAUCUGUACUCCAUUUUUUUUCCUACCUUAAUAAUCAAUCUGCUUGCAAACAGUUUGCAGGCGGUAGACUUAAGAAAUGCUUUACAUAGAUUGAUUAUCUUGGUUGGAUAGAUUGUAUUGUUUGUCAAAUAAAUUUUCAUAUUUUUGUUUACAGAAAUGUCUCAAGAUUUUGACUAUA
This is a messenger RNA of Carica papaya (papaya), 795 nucleotides long. Lineage: Eukaryota; Viridiplantae; Streptophyta; Magnoliopsida; Brassicales; Caricaceae. The record is from RefSeq and is a predicted model, not a curated record.